Molecule: messenger RNA, 3133 nt
Organism: Thunnus maccoyii (southern bluefin tuna)
Lineage: Eukaryota; Metazoa; Chordata; Actinopteri; Scombriformes; Scombridae
Gene: slc34a2a
Product: solute carrier family 34 member 2a
Exons: 13
Coding region: 48-2015 (655 amino acids)
Biological process (GO): intracellular phosphate ion homeostasis; sodium-dependent phosphate transport
Cellular component (GO): brush border; apical plasma membrane; vesicle
Molecular function (GO): sodium:phosphate symporter activity
Source: RefSeq, a predicted model, not a curated record
CAGCAUUUUAAAACCAGGAGCGCAGGUGAACUCUGCACACAAGAAGCAUGGACUCACUACACCUGCCACAGCCAGUGGCUCCCCAAAACAAAUCCAAAGAAGAUCACAAUAUGAGUCAUGGAAAUGAAAACCAAGAGGUCAAAGGGAGCCCUGCACAUUCCACGGUGGCUUUGAUUGAAAGGGAGGUGAAGGAAGCAGACCCAUGGGACCUACCGGAGCUGAAGGACACAGGGGUCCCGUGGUCAGCUCUGGACACCAGAGGGAAAAUGCUGAGAGUGUUCGUGUCUGUGGGGAAGGGCAUCUUGCUGUUGGGUCUCCUCUACAUGUUCAUCUGCUCCCUCGACAUCCUCAGCUCAGCCUUCCAGCUUGUUGGAGGUAAAACAGCUGGCGACAUCUUUCAGGACAACUCAGUUUUGUCCAACCCUCUGGCUGGUCUGGUCAUCGGUGUUCUGGUCACCCUGCUGGUUCAGAGCUCAUCCACUUCCUCUUCCAUAGUUGUCAGCAUGGUGUCUUCUGGAUUGCUAACGGUCCAGCUGGCUGUUCCUAUCAUCAUGGGCACCAACAUCGGCACUUCUGUUACAAACACGCUUGUUGCCAUGACGCAGGCUGGUGACCGUAGCACCUUUCGCAGGGCUUUUGCAGGGGCCACAGUGCACGACUUCUUCAACUGGCUCUCUGUGCUGGUGCUGCUGCCCCUAGAGGUCGCGACUGGUUACUUGUACAUGAUCACCAAGCUCAUCAUCGACUCCUUCCAUAUCCAGAGUGGAGAGGCCCCAGACCUGUUAAAUGUGAUCACUGAUCCCCUCACCGAGUCAAUUAUAGAGCUGGAUGAGUCUGUCAUAAGUGGGAUCGCCACCGGUGACCCAGAAGCCAGGAAUAAGAGUCUCAUCAAGAAAUGGUGCCAAACCUUCAGCAACACAACCUUAAUGAAUGUUACAGUUCCUGGUCCAGAGAACUGCACGUCUCCGUCUCUCUGCUGGGUCGAUGGAAACUACACCUACACACUGAAGAACGUCUCUAACACAUACAACGUCAAGAAAUGUAUGCACAUCUUUGUGGAUGUGGAUCUGCCCGACCUGGCGGUGGGUCUGAUCCUGCUGGCUCUCUCCCUACUGGUGCUUUGCUCCUGCCUGGUCCUCAUCGUCAAGCUGCUCAACUCCAUGCUGAAGGGACAGGUGGCCUCGGUCAUCAAGAAGAUCCUAAACACCGAUUUCCCGUUCCCAUUUGGUUGGGUCACAGGUUACAUCGCCAUUGUAGUCGGAGCCGCAAUGACAUUCAUUGUGCAGAGCAGUUCGGUUUUCACUUCUGCUAUCACUCCACUCGUUGGUAUUGGUGUCAUCAGCAUAGAGAGAGCGUAUCCAUUGUCUCUGGGUUCAAAUAUUGGCACAACCACCACAGCCAUCCUGGCUGCUAUGGCUAGUCCUGGAGACACACUGGCUAACGCUCUACAGAUUGCCCUCGUGCACUUCCUCUUCAACAUCUCUGGCAUCCUUCUGUGGUAUCCAAUCCCCUUCACUCGAGUCCCUAUUCGGCUGGCUAAAAGCUUGGGCAACAUCACCGCCACCUACCGCUGGUUUGCUGCUGUCUACAUCAUCUGCUGCUUCUUCAUUUUACCGCUCUCCGUCUUCAGCCUGUCUCUGGCUGGCUGGCAGGUACUGGUGGGUGUGGGUGUACCUCUGGUCACCAUGUUGAUCAUCAUCAUGGUGAUCAACAUGCUGCAGAAACAGAAACCCGGGUGUCUGCCUGCAGCGCUGCGAUCCUGGGACUUCCUCCCUCUCUGGGCCCAUUCCCUGGAACCUUGGGACAAAGUGGUCGGUGUGUUUACUGCCAAAUGCUGUUGCUGCUGCAAAUGCUGCCAGCUUACGGCUAACGACCAAGAACAUACAGAGACAGAAUCUGUGGAAAAGAAGAAUUCACACACAGAGGUGUAUGAUAACCCUGCAAUGAGUGCAGAGAAAGAGGUGGAAAAUGAGAUAAAGAUAGAGCUUAAGAUUCUGAAAAUGACCUGGCUUUGAGAUUUUAUAUACGCAUGUGUGUGAGUAUGUGGUUAUGAUGCAAAGAGGCAUCUUGGUAAUGGCACAAGAGCCAAAUGUGGGCAAAAAAUGUCAAAUUUCCAUAAUAUUUAUUUACUUUAAGGAUAUUGUUUAGUGUAAGAUGGGAAAUGAUUCCCAGUUGUCAGUUUAUGAAGAUCCAGACAAAGAAAAUAACACAUGCAGGAAGGUGCUAGUUUUUCUUCUGUGUAGUGUAAACUGAGGUGGACUUUAAAGGAUAAGGCUGGCAAUAUUUCAUAUUUUUGUAACUGUCAACAAAUCCUCUGGAAAGACCAAAAACCAGCAACAAACUGGUCAGUCUGUCAAUACUGUCUGACUUCAGUCACUUCUGUCUGUGGCUUUCAGCCUCAAGUCCAUUUUAAAACAGCUUUAUAACAGAAAUACUUUUAUUUUUUGAAAAGUCUGGUAAUUUCCUAAAACAGCUGGGCACUAUAGUUUUAGCAAAUGUAACUUUAACAGGAGUAGAUACCACCACCACUUCCAGCAGCAGAUCAAUGCACAUUUAGUAUUUAUAGAGUUGUUGGACAACAAAGGAGAGGAAUAAACUAUACCAGGUUUUGGUUACACAGGAAAUAAUGGUUAGUACGAUCAGUUCAUUGUUGAUUUUCAUCUUUUAACGGGAACUUUUGACACUAAGAGGAACAUAUAAAAGCACCAGACACAUCUUUUAAUAUUCUAGUCUCUUUAGCUCUGGCAGGCUGAACAAAUCGCCACUUAGAUAAGAUUAAAUCAUGAAUUUAAUAAGACAUUUUCCAAACAUGGUUGUUGGAUAUGAUCUUAUAUGAAAUUACUAAAAUUAUGAAAUAUAAAUGAGGUAAAUAUAAUGUUGAUUAAAAUCAAUAUCUGAAGUUCAUAAUGAACAGUUAUUGAAAGAGUAAACGCCUGCUGAUUUGACAGACUUGGUCAAAUAAACGAUCAUCACGUUGCCAGAUUUCUAUCAGGUUUCAUCUUUUGUAUUUUUACGUUUUGGUUUCCUUUUACUGUGUAUAAAAGACACUGUGACCUCCUUAACACAUCGUUUUAAGGUGUAAAAAUUAUUUUGUAAUUAAGAAGGAUAAUUGUAUUCAAAGAAUAUGUAGUUU